Messenger RNA from Lotus japonicus, 1945 nucleotides. Its product is annotated as L-ascorbate oxidase homolog. The coding region runs from base 147 to 1781 and encodes 544 amino acids. Lineage: Eukaryota; Viridiplantae; Streptophyta; Magnoliopsida; Fabales; Fabaceae. The record is from RefSeq and is a predicted model, not a curated record. Gene Ontology annotation, molecular function: copper ion binding; oxidoreductase activity. The transcript has a single exon.
UCAUGUAAGUGCAAGAGGCAGAAGAAGAGAAACAAUCUAUCUUCUUCCAAAUAAAAAAUAAAGGAAGGAGAUAGGAAAGGGUUGAAAAGGAUAAAAAAAAAAUUACAUUAGAUACAUUGUUGGCUGAAGGAAAAAAAUUCAAAAAAAUGGCUCGUGGAGCGAUUAUUGCAUCCAUGCUCUGCCUUCUGGCUGUAGCAGUGGUGGCUGAAGACCCUUAUAUCUAUUACACAUGGAAUGUGACCUACGGUACCAUUUCACCUCUUGGAAUCCCCCAACAGGGUAUCCUCAUCAAUGGUUUGUUCCCAGGACCUGAAAUCAACUCCACCAGCAACAACAACAUUGUCAUCAACGUGUUCAACAACCUUGACGAGCCAUUGUUGUUCACAUGGAGCGGUAUCCAGCAGAGGAAAAACUCAUGGCAAGAUGGUACAUUGGGAACUCAGUGCCCCAUCCAGCCAGGAACCAACUACACAUACAAGUUCCAGGUCAAGGACCAGAUCGGUAGCUACUUCUACUACCCCUACACCGGCCUCCAGAGAGCCGCCGGUGGAAUCGGUGGUUUGAGAAUCUACUCCAGGUUGUUGAUCCCUGUCCCAUAUGCUGACCCUGCUGAUGAAUACUGGGUCCUCAUGGGUGACUGGUACGCCAAGCCCCACACCACCCUCCAGAAGUUUUUGGACAGUGGUCGUAGCCUUGGAAGGCCCGAUGGCGUCCACAUCAUGGGUAAAAAUGGUAGCCCAGUCCCACUCUACACCAUGGAGCCUGGAAAGACCUACAAGUACAGGCUCUGCAAUGUGGGUAUGAAGGACUCCCUUAACUUCAGAAUCCAAGGCCACCCAUUGAAGCUUGUUGAGAUGGAAGGCUCCCAUGUGGUGCAAAACGUCUACGACUCCCUCGACAUCCAUGUUGGUCAGUGCUACUCUGUCCUCGUGACUGCCGACCAGGAACCAAAACAAUACAAGAUGGUCGCCUCCACACGCUUCACCAAGAAGGUGUUGUCCGCCACCGCUCUCAUCACCUACUCUAACGGUAACGGUCCCGCCUCCCCUGAGCUCCCACCUGCACCUGAAGGCUGGGCCUGGUCCCUCAACCAGUUCCGUUCCUUCCGUUGGAACUUAACCGCUAGUGCUGCCAGGCCUAACCCUCAAGGCUCUUACCACUACGGCCAGAUCAACAUCACCCGAACCAUCAAGCUCGUGAACACCGUCUCUAGGGCUAACGGAAAACUCCGAUACGGAAUCAACGGUGUGUCCCACGUUGACAACGAAACCCCACUCAAGCUCGCCGAGUACUUCGGUGUUGCUGACAAGGUUUUCAAGUACAACAUCAUCUCCGAUGAGCCCCCGGCAACCAUCGGUGACCUCACCUUGGCUCCCAAUGUCAUUAACGCCACUUUCCGUACCUUCAUCGAGAUCAUCUUCGAGAACCCCACAAAGGUUGUUCAGUCAUACAACUUGGAUGGUUACUCCUUCUUCCUUGCCGCAGUUGAGCCAGGGAAAUGGACACCCGAGAAGAGGAAGAACUACAACCUUUUGGAUACAGUGAGCAGGCACACCGUUCAGAUAUACCCCAAGUCAUGGGCAGCAAUCAUGCUUACAUUCGACAACGCUGGCAUGUGGAACUUGAGGUCAGAGCACACCGAGAACCGCUACCUUGGUCAACAAUUGUACAUCAGUGUCUUGUCUCCUGAACGCUCUCUCAGGGAUGAGUACAACAUUCCAGAAACCCAGCUCCUUUGCGGCAUCGUCAAGGAUAUGCCCAAGCCCGCACCCUACUCUUAAGCAUUUAUCAACCUGCAUUAAGACGAUGUAUUAGCUUUAUUUUGUAGCUGAUGUAUCCACCGACCCUUUCCUGAAUGCCACAAAUUUUCAGCUCCAUAUGUAUACACAUAUAUAAUAUGAAUGUCAAAUUCUCCUUCCAAUCCACUUCUAUGUGGGUUUUGUCA